AUUUUCAUAAUAUCAUAAUAAACUUAGAAGCUUAUUUUUCCGGUACCCCCUCGGGCUGAGGGGUAAUUUCCCUUUCCUUGCGAAAAAUCAUACCGCGCAGACUCGUACAAAAUGGCGCCUUGUAUCCAUGAAGUAUGUACUAUUCGUGCUCCCCGUUUACCGAUCGAUACUAAUGGAGGAUUCGGAUUUUUCGGGGUCCCUUGUGCAGUCGGUGAUUUUUGUGAAUAUAGUGUCUGGUUAAGUGAGAAAGUCUUAAAAAGUGUAGUUUUGAAGCAGUUACAUCACUGCGAGUUCAGAAGACUUCAGUUGAAGCCGCAAGAUGUGUUUCAAAUCACGCAGGCAUUAAUUGGAGAGAACUGAGCGUGUUAACAUAGGCGUGCAAGUUACGCUUUAACCCUCAGUUUGUACUCCAAUGGUCCUGGAGGUGAGGCGUCGCGAUCAAGACCAGGACUACGAAUAUCACAUCAUGAAUUCUGCCGUCAGCACCGAGUCUAUGGACAUGACAGAGGAGGAUAUGUCUCAAGUGGAUGGGUGCGGGCUGAGCGGGGCGUCCGAUGAUGAGGACGACUGCGCCUCAUCACCCGCCGGGUCCAACUAUGAUGACAGCGCUGACAUCAUCAAGAACGCGAUGAGCGAUGAAGUCACCAAACAGCUCGCCGCUGCUGGACCGGUGGGCAUGGCCGCGGCCGCCGCAAUAGCGUCGUCCAAGAAACGCAAGCGACCACACUCCUUCGAAACAAACCCGUCCGUUAGAAAACGUCACCAGAACAGAUUGCUCAGGAAAUUAAGACAAACAAUAGAAGAGUUCGCUACCCGCGUGGGCCAACAAGCGGUGGUGCUGGUGGCCACGCCGGGGAAGCCCAACACCUCGUACCGGGUGUUCGGCGCGAAGCCGCUGGAGGACGUGGUCCGGAACCUGCGCUGCAUGAUCAUGGAGGAGCUGGAAAACGCGCUCGCCCAGCAGUUCGGGCUGGGCGGCUGCCCGCAGGCGCCGCCGCCGCCGCAGGACGACCCGUCCCUGUUCGAGCUGCCGCCGCUCAUCAUCGACGGCAUCCCUACGCCCGUCGAGAAGAUGACGCAGGCGCAGCUGCGCGCCUUCAUACCGCUCAUGCUCAAGUACUCCAUGGUUCGUGGGAAACCGGGCUGGGGCCGUGAAUCGACGCGGCCGCCCUGGUGGCCCAAGGACUUGCCGUGGGCCAACGUACGCAUGGACGCGCGCUCAGAGGACGAGAAGCAGAAGAUGUCAUGGACGCACGCGCUGCGGCAGAUAGUCAUCAACUGCUACAAAUAUCACGGCCGUGAGGAUCUGCUGCCAGCGUUCACCGAGGAUGACGAGAAGGGCCCACCCACACAGCCCAUAUCGGCAUGCAUGCCGUCGGCGACCUCAGUGGGGGGCUCGGGCUCGGGCUCAGGCUCCGGCUCCGGCUCGAGCUCGGGCUCCCGCUCGGCCCAGCAGGCCGUGCUGUCGUCGCAGCAAGUCUGCAUCGACCAGAUGACGCUCGCCGACGUCGAUAUGUCGCAGUACGCGCCAGCCGUUCUACAAACGAUCACCAAUCCGGACGGGACGGUCUCGCUCAUACAGGUGGACCCCAACAACCCCAUCAUCACGCUGCCAGACGGCACCACCGCGCAAGUGAUCCACAGCGGAGAAGCGGGCGUGGUACAAGCGCUGGACGGUGAAGGUGCGGUGGCCGUGGACCUCAACGCAGUCGCUGAAGCCACACUCAAUCACGACGGACAGAUUAUACUCACCGGGGAGGAUGGACACGGUUACCCGGUGUCCGUGUCGGGCGUGAUCACCGUGCCGGUGUCGGCGUCGGUGUACCAGUCGAUGGUGGCGUCCAUGCAGCAGCAGGACGCAGUGUGCGUCGCCCCCCUCGUGCAGGUUGAACAGAAUGGUGAAGCGUUGGAAGCGAUAUCUAUGGGUGGUGGAGUGGCGCAGGUGAUGCUGCAAGGCGGCGGCGAAGCACAGGUGUUGCAGGUCCUCAGUCUGAAAGACGCCACCGUGCUCACCAAGGCUAUGCAACAAGUAAAAGCGGAGCGGGACGCCGUGGUGGCAGAUUCCUAGCUGCUAAGUUUGGUGGCGACGUCCCCGCCACCGGAGGCCUCGCCCGACUGCCCCGACCUCCUCGCGGAGAGGACAUAGCCCCCGCACCCGACACUGCCGCGGUACAUACUCGACGACGCGUUCGUAGACGGCUUCUACCAGAAGGGAACCGCCUCGUAAACAGUGUACAAAACACCACACAGUGUAAUCACAAACUUUAGUACACAUUUUCCCAAAAACUACUAUUGAAGGUAACGAAAAUUUGUACAGUUUUAUAUUAUUUAUAGUUUUACAUCGGUGUUAAUGAUAUCUAAUUGUAAUAGGACUUGCAAAGUUGACACUUAAUAUUAAGUCAGUCGUUGGGAAAAUGUGUAAUUAUAUACAAUAGUUUAAUUAAUUUGGGACAAGUGCUACAAGCACUCGCUUACAACCGGUAUUGUCGGAAUGUGCGGGGUGAUAAAUAAAUUAAAUUUUAGGCGUAUAGUGAAAUGUCCAGUGAUCUUUUCAGUGAUUUCAGAGUGAUUUUAGUCUGGAUACUAUACAGUUUUGCUAUAUAAUAAAUUAUUUAUGUCACUCUAAUCUGGUCAUUAUGUUAAUAGUAAAUUAUUCUAAUUAUUUAUCAAUAUUUAUUUUUAAUAAACAAAUCGUUAUGAGGGAAACAGAUUUGUGCAAUAUACACUGACGAAAAUGAUGUAUAGAAGAACUUUAUUAUUUUUUUUUAAUCCAGUUUUUUUUCACAUUGAAAGUUUUAAUUGGAAGAGUGUAGUUUAUUCGCAAUUUUACAUGCAUAUUUAUUACGAUUAUACAUUCCUUAAUUUUAUUUAUUUAAGAAUUUGUUGAGAUAAUUGUUGUUUGUUUAAUUUAUUUAAUGGAUUAUGUUUGUUAGUCUUGCCACGUAUUCUAGUCAGGCACAGAGUACUUACUCUACAACUCUAGUCUUACAAAGUACCUACUAAGUAAUGAAAGUUAAUAAAAAUUUCAAUAUAAAAUUUUACCAUAUUUGUGUACUCUGUGUAAGUUUUGUAAUAUACCUAACUAGAUGAAUUAUUAUGUGUAAUUAAAUAGUCCAUUGUAUGGUAUAUUGAUGAGAAGAGGGGAGGAAAUUUCGUGCGCAGGGUUGUAUUACACUAUGAAAUUAGGAUCAAUGUUUUAAAAAAAAACUAAUAUGUAUAGAUGUAAUUUGAAAUUAUAGCUAUAUAUCUAUACAAUAUAGAAAUCUGACAUUUUAGAUCUGUUUUGCGUCGUUCCAGUGUCUACCAUUGGCAAUUUUUUAAUUGGAAAUUCGCGUUAAACGUUAAUAUUAAUUAUGAUAUAUUUGGAACUAGCUCGUAAGGUAGAAGUCAUAGCAGAGUACAAAGUGAGCGAGUAAUGAUACGAAAUGCUAAUUAUUCAGUGAAAAGACAAGGAACGAGUAUUAUUUGUGUUUUGUUGGUUGACACGUGCAUUAUUUUAUUUUGAUGUUUAUUUUAUUUGACCAAAGAGAAACAUUGUGUUUUAUCCUUUAUAGUAAGAAUUAUAAAGCACAAUUUUGUUGAGUACAAUUUGUGAUUGUAAAUAAUGGUAUGAAUGUGUGAAUAUUGCAAUCAUUAAAGUAU
Messenger RNA from Achroia grisella, 3642 nucleotides. It is a transcript of the gene ewg, whose product is annotated as DNA-binding protein Ewg. Gene Ontology annotation, biological process: regulation of transcription by RNA polymerase II. The record is from RefSeq and is a predicted model, not a curated record. The transcript has 14 exons. Gene Ontology annotation, cellular component: nucleus. Gene Ontology annotation, molecular function: RNA polymerase II cis-regulatory region sequence-specific DNA binding; DNA-binding transcription factor activity, RNA polymerase II-specific. The coding region runs from base 413 to 2068 and encodes 551 amino acids. NCBI's taxonomy places the organism in Eukaryota, Metazoa, Arthropoda, Insecta, Lepidoptera, Pyralidae.